This is a messenger RNA of Owenia fusiformis, 1223 nucleotides long. Lineage: Eukaryota; Metazoa; Annelida; Polychaeta; Sabellida; Oweniidae. The record is from the annotation of a GenBank genome assembly.
AUGCAACACACAUGUACAUGUAUAGCUAUAGCUAUAAUCAUCCUAAUUCUUAUCUAUCUGGCAGAAACAAAUGGUAAGAAACAUGGAUGUGUGGAAGCAAUCAAUGACUUGAGAAAAUCUAUACAUGAAGACUUAACAAAUAUGAAGAAGGAAAUUCGAUCCGAAUUAUCAAAAAGGUCUAAACAGGGGAAGAAUGCCAAAAAAGUGACAGCCAAAGAUGUUCGCAAAAUGCGAGCUGGAAUAAUUGAGCACAUCAACGCAAAGAACAUAAGUGGUGAAUUGCCGAGAAUUGCUGGUUUUGUACGGCUGGCAUUCCAUGACUGUGUAGGAGGAUGUGAUGGAUGCAUAGAUCUAGACAACGAAGAAAACAAUGGAUUGGGUGAAUACAUUGAGGAAUUGGAGGAUGUUUAUGCACGAUUCUCUCGGAAAUUGAGUCGUGCUGAUUUCUGGCAACUUGCGGGAAUAACAGCACUUGUGGUCAGUGGAACUGAUUGCCGUUCGUGUAUGCAUCCUGAUGUACAGUUCAUGGCAGGACGAAAAGACUGUGCAGCAUCUCCGGAAUAUGCUGGUGAAAUGAGGAAAUUCCCAAAUAAUGGUGGUCACGCUGAUAUAGAUGAUGUCCUGGGCUUUUUUGAAACAACAUUUGGUCUCCCCAGAUCAAGACCAGAAUUAGCAGUUGCAUUACUAGGUGCCCAUUCUUUAGGUAGAACUCAUCUGAACGACUCUGGAUUCCAAGGAUCUUGGGACUCAACACAAAGCAAAAUUGAUGCAUUAUAUUACCAGGAUUUACUCAACUUGAAGUGGACACAACAAGAAAGCAAAAAUAACGAGGGUGAUGUUAAGUUUCAAUGGAGUGGAAGCUUCGCAGGUCGAAGCACUAAUACAAUGAUGCUGAAUGCCGAUAUGUGCCUUCGUAAAGUUAUAAAUCCUGUUGACAAAAAUGGACAUUCUGCAUGUACUCUCAAUAAUUGCCGGGACCAACCUGAAACCAUCAAAUAUGUGGAACUAUUUGCUGUUAACAUUACAGCCUGGGAACAGCACUUUAAGGAAGCCUACACUAAAAUGACUACAACUGGAUAUGAGAAGUCUCAACUGUAUGUCCCUGUUUAGAAAUGAAAAUAUUAUGCUAUCAUAUAUUAUUACACUUUCAUCAAAUUAUCAGUAACAGUAUGAUUUGGUAUAAACAUUUGAGUUGAUCAAUUUCACAUGUUACAAAACAUGGG